Symbiodinium pilosum is the source of this 747-nucleotide messenger RNA. Lineage: Eukaryota; Dinophyceae; Suessiales; Symbiodiniaceae. The record is from the annotation of a GenBank genome assembly.
AUGAAGGAGCGUCUUCAAAAGGCGGACUUUCGCGGAAGGCGGCCACACCUCUUCGUUGGGAAUCUGGCAGAGGAGGUUGACGAGCAGACGCUCCGUGAGACCAUGGAAGCAGUUGGGGAAGUGUCCCAUGUGCGAUUGGUCCGCGACAAAAACGGCAAGUCGAAGGGCUGUGGCUUUGUAGAAUAUGCAGAUCCGAGCUGUGUCGACGAUGCGCUGGAGACGCUGAAGGACGUCAUGUGUCGAGAUCGCCCGAUGAACGUGCGGAGGUACCGUUCGCGUUCGCCAUCUCCAGCUGGCCGCAAGAGGAGCCGGUCACGCUCGCCCAGAAACUCGGUUCCAGAGCCUGCUACGCCGCCGGUAUGGAGGCCUCCGGCAGUUGUGCCUUCAUACCUCAUGCCUCCAGUGAUGCCUGCACCGCCGUCUCUGCUGCCUCCUCCACGGCCCACCUCCAUCGCCGCGCCUUCAGCCUCAAGACCAACAGCGAGACCGACGUGCGCAGCCCACAUACGCGACAACGCAGAGGCUUCGCGGUCUCGUAGCCGGUCGCGGCUUCCACAUCCAAGGAGCCCAGCGGAUGAGCCUGAAGCUUGGCAAGAUGAGAACGAAACUUGGCAAGAUGAGACGGAAACUUGGCAAGACGAUAGGGAGACGUGGCAAGACGAUAGGGAAGCGUGGCAAGACGAUAGGGAAGCUUGGCAAGAUGAUCGGCCACCUUGGCGCGAUGACAAGGAAGCUUGGCGAGAGUAG